CUUGUGUUCUCGCGAGAGGCGGGAAAGGGCGCAGGGUUUGAAACAUGGCGGACGACGUAGACCAGCAACAAACUACCAACACUGUAGAGGAGCCCCUGGAUCUUAUCAGGCUCAGCCUAGAUGAGCGAAUUUAUGUGAAAAUGAGAAAUGACCGAGAGCUUCGAGGCAGAUUACAUGCUUAUGAUCAACAUUUAAAUAUGAUCUUGGGAGAUGUGGAAGAAACUGUGACUACUAUAGAAAUUGAUGAAGAAACAUAUGAAGAGAUAUAUAAAUCAACGAAACGGAAUAUUCCAAUGCUCUUUGUCCGGGGAGAUGGCGUUGUCCUGGUUGCCCCUCCACUGAGAGUUGGCUGAAACAAAGAAUUUGUCCUGUAUGGAAAACGGGAGACUUUGUACAGUGGCCUCUCUAAAAGUACAAAACAUUCAUAAGAGAAACCUGCAUACAUUUUGAUAUUAAGAAAUAAUUCCGGGGAUUCUUCCACUCCUGAAAUGAGUUGAUUUGCAGAUAACUCACAACUUCUUAAGCUAAAUGGUAUUUUCAUUUUUCUCAAGCUCUCCAAUAAAUAUGACCACCAAGAUGCAGAACUCUUUCAGGACUUCUUUUGCUCCAUUAUUCUCACAGAUACUUACUGAUUUUUCUUUUCUUUAAAUUGGUGUUUCCUUGUAGAUUUUUUUAAGUGCGGUCUUCUGUCUUGUGAAUUAUUUAAAGUAAGCAUGUCUUACCUUCACUUAGCACACAUUUGCAGUGCACCUACUGUGUUUGAGGCACCAGGUUUGAGUGCUGGGAACCAGAGUUUUAUCAAAAUGCUUUCUGGGCCAGACAUGGUGGCUCAUGCCUGUAAUCCCAGCACUUUGGGAGGCCAAGGUGGGUGGAUCACCUGAGGUCAGGCGUUUGAGACCAGCCUGGCCAACAUGGUGAAACCCUUUCUCUACUGAAAAUAUAAAAAUUAGCCAGGCGUGGUGGCGCAUACUUGUAAUCCCAGCUACUCAGGAGGCUGAGGCAGUAGACGCUUGAACCCAGGAGGCAGAGGUUGCAGUGAGCCAAGAUCACACCAUUGCACUUCAACCUGGUCAACAGAGCGAGACUCCGUGUCAAAAAAAAAAAAAAAAAAGUUUUCUGCCCUCAAGUCUUCUGGGGAGGCAGAUGUUUAAACCAACAAUUGCAGGCAGUAAGAUUAGUGCUGAUAGAAUCAUGCACAUGCAGGAUGCCAUAGGAGCAUGGGGAAGAGCACCCAAAUAUGGGAGAAAGGGGCAGAGGGACAUUGUAAACAUCAACCCUGCAGUAGAAGACAGAGCAAAGCAUGAUUUCUCUUUUCUCUGGCCUGAUUUAAUUCUAAGGUCAGACGUUCAGCUUGAUCAUAACCUGUUUAUAAUUAUGACUCAGACCAUUUUUCCACUCUUGGAUCAUUGGCCAUUAAUGAUGAGGGGUCUCAAACAACAUGUCUCAGUGACACAGUAAAGCAGAAAUUGGCUGAAAGCAAAGCUGUUUUUAUUUCUAGCUUCAGUCAGCACAUAAUGCUUAAAACCUAAAGAGGAAAGUAAAAGCGUGUUACAAUCUCUCAAACUUUAUCAAGACAGGGCUUAGAACCUGACAUCCUCCGCUAUGGUCAUUCCAUUUUGAAAUGUAGAAAAUCCAACUUGUGGAUGGUUUGUCUGUAAAUGAGCUGAAUGUGUGUGCGUGUUCAUUAUCAAGCACGAUAUGCUCACAAAUGCACAGUACUUUAAGCCUUGUGCAAGAAAGAUGCUUUCAGUAAACAUAUUUAAAAGGUUUUAUUUUCCUUACUAAUGGUACAUGCCCCUGCAAGUUCAUGGAGAAGAGAAAAACAAGUGUGGGUGAGCUGAUGGAGGCUUCAUCUUAGGUGAGGAGGCAGGAGAGACACCCUCCCUUCACUUGUGCCAUCCCCACGCUUUGUCCUUAAGCUGUAGUGGUCCCAGGAGAUAACCUGUUUACAGCAGCCCAUUCAGUAUUGAAAAAUGAACUCCCUCCUGCAGAAUGUUAGAAGAAACAACCUCAAAGACCUCAGGCCGCCUGUGGUCAUUAGUAUGUGGCAGCAAGAUUGAACCUGCCUGCCUCCUACCUGUGUGAGCCUGUGGUGUGGGUGUGGUACCAAGGCCCUGGCUCUGGGCAGUCUGUUGGCUCCUGGUGUUCACUAAGGCGUGGGGUGACAGGCCAUCUGGCCUCGCUCUGCCAGUCUGCAGUUCUCCCCAGCACUGCAUUCAUUUUUAGUGGUUUCUGAUAGUCACACUGAAUUCCUGGACACUUUCUUCUCUUCAUUCUUAGUUAUCUUUCUCCUUUUUCUCCUGGAACUGAUAGUUUACACUAAAACUUUUGGCUGUGAGGACUUGAUUAUACACAUUUCUAAAACCCAUGAACCUUAAUAUCUGACACUGUUACUCUCAUAUGCACACACAACUAAAACAUACCAACCUACUUCAUUUCCUAGCUGCUAAGAUACAAGGGGAGGGACAAUAAAAGGUUAACUGCAGAAUAGCCACCUAUGUGUCAGGAAAUGGAGGGAGGGGAGGCAAUGUGUGAGUCCUUUUGGAGCUGGGACUCAAUCCACAACAGAGACAGCUCAAGCAGGGCCCUGCCAUGGUCCACACUGAGGUUUCCUCUGCAGUGGUGCUGUCCACUGAGGGGUUAUGGUGUGAGGGCCCCUGGGAGCCACGCCUUGGACUUCUGAGUCUGCAGAGCACUCGGCUCCAGCCAGCUGGAUGGCAGGUGGUCAGUGGAGCUGGUGACUGGUGGUUUCUGCAAUGAGGUGUCAGAUUAGCCUAAGGGAAGCCUCUUCAGCAAGUAUCAUGCCUGGAUCCCGGUCUUGGUUGUUUUAUGAGAGGCCGAUAUGAAUUGCCAUUGCCUCCCACAAAGAAAAAUGGACAAAAUAUGGGACCACAUCUUUGAGAUGAAAUGUGCCCAAAAUGAAAAGUAACUUGAGUAUCCCAAGUUAAACUUAAUCAUUAGCUGCAAAUGGACGAUUUUCAAAUUUCAAAUAGUGAUUUUUGAAGAUUUGCCCAAACUAGAGUACUAUCCCUCUUCACACUAAGAGGCAGAAAGUGGUUUCACACACCCUUUUAUUUAAUCAGCUAAAGUGGGUGCGGUGACACACACCUGUAAACUCAACCACUAAGGAGACUGAGGCGGGAGGAUUACUUGAGCCCAGGAGUUCGAGAUCAGCCUGAGCAACAUAACAAGACCCUGUCUCAAAUAAUACUUAGCUAUUACCCAUAUUGCUUUUAGCCUGCUGCCAGGAGGGGAGAAAUGUUAUUGUUUGAACAGAUGUCAGAUGUGAGUAAUGCUCAGCUGUGUUCAAUGUAGAAAAUUAAUAAAAGUUCCAGGAGUCAUCCUGGCUAGAUCAAGAA
Homo sapiens (human) is the source of this 3359-nucleotide messenger RNA. RefSeq names its product LSM3 homolog, U6 small nuclear RNA and mRNA degradation associated (gene LSM3). Lineage: Eukaryota; Metazoa; Chordata; Mammalia; Primates; Hominidae. Bases 45 to 353 code for a protein of 102 amino acids. Gene Ontology annotation, biological process: mRNA splicing, via spliceosome. The record is from RefSeq and is marked validated. The transcript is spliced from 4 exons. Gene Ontology annotation, molecular function: RNA binding. Gene Ontology annotation, cellular component: cytoplasm; nucleus; Lsm2-8 complex.